Molecule: messenger RNA, 1798 nt
Organism: Cheilinus undulatus (humphead wrasse)
Lineage: Eukaryota; Metazoa; Chordata; Actinopteri; Labriformes; Labridae
Gene: spon2b
Product: spondin 2b, extracellular matrix protein
Exons: 6
Coding region: 127-1143 (338 amino acids)
Biological process (GO): cell adhesion
Cellular component (GO): extracellular matrix
Source: RefSeq, a predicted model, not a curated record
CAUCGCUCUCCUCCCCUUCUCUUCAUUUCCAGCCCUCCUCUCCACUCAUCUGCUGCAAUCCCUCAUUCAUCCGGAACCCUGAGCAAAAUCAGUCCUUCAUCCUCUUUCAAAUCAAUACUUGUUAGAAUGGACUCUACAAGAAGCAUCCUCUCCAUCUCUGAGGCACUCUACCACCUGCUCCUCAUGAUGCUGACACUGAGCGGAGGAGUUCAUUCAAUGCCUGUUCCUACUGAUGUUCCCAUGUGCACAGCAACAGACACUGCCCAGUACAUGCUAACUUUUACUGGCAAGUGGACCCAGGCUGCUUUCCCUAAACAGUAUCCUGUCUACCGCCCUCCUGCACAGUGGUCAAACCUUAUUGGGGUGACUCACAGCUCUGAUUACCACAUCUGGCAGCGUAAUGAGUUUGCCAGCAAUGGAGUGAGGGAGUUCGCAGAGAAAGGCGAGGCCUGGACCAUCAUGAAGGAGGUUGAGGAGGCCGGCGAACGCAUCCAGAGCGUUUAUGGGAUCCUGUCCGCUCCUGCUGUUGUGGGAGGCUCAGGCCAGAUGAACACUGAGUUUGAGGUCUUCGCCAGGCACUCCUAUCUGUCAUUUAUCGUACGUAUUGUUCCAAGUCCAGACUGGUUUGUGGGUGUGGACUCUCUUGACUUGUGUGAUGGCGACCACUGGAAAGAGAACGUCUCCCUGGAGCUUUUCCCUUAUGAUGCAGGAACUGACAGUGGAUUCACUUUCUCUUCCCCCAACUUUGAGACCAUCCCACAGGACAAAAUCACACAGAUCACAUCUUCCUUCCCUAGCCACCCUGCCAACUCCUUUUUCUACCCCCGCCUAAAGCACCUGCCCCCCAUGGCCAAGGUAGUGCUGACCAAGAUAAACAAGACCAAUCAGAUCAUCAGCCUUCCUGUGGAGCCCACCCUCUCCAACCUAUUGCUUACAGGAAAUGAGAUUGAGGACUCUCCAAUAAAUACCCCACUAGACUGCGAGGUGUCAGUUUGGUCUCCUUGGGGUUUGUGUAAAGGCAAGUGUGGAGAUUCAGGUGUGCAGCACCGCACACGCUACAUCCUAAUGCACCCAGCCAACAAUGGCGCAGCCUGCCCCCUACUGGAGGAGGAGAGAAAGUGCUUCCCAGACAACUGUUUAUGACUAGGCCGGGACAGGAGAGAGAAGAAGGAGAGGAAGGAGAGGAGAGAGAAGAAGGAGAAGAAAGACAGGAAAGGGAGGAAAGGAAGAAGACGGAGGAACAACAGUAAAAGAUCUGUGGUGAAAUCACAUGACAUGUAAAUAUGACAGCCAGGCUUCCUUUCCUCCUUGGCCAUGCUCUCUCUCUGUGGAAAUGACUGAUUGAUAGUCCGUCAGUUACAGUUCUGAGACUCGGUCUACAAAAACAGUCUCAUUCACAAACCACUCAGACAGAUCUGACAGCACUAGAGAGGUGUAGUUUGGCAAAACAGCGAUAGACACUUAGUCAGUUUUGUCAGAUUAUAUAAUUUGUCUGAGGUUUGAACAACACUGUUUUGAACAUUAAGUGAAAGUAUUUUCACAUUUUAUUUGGGUUCAAUUAGACUGUUGUGACAAUCACUGACAUUUGUUUCCAUGCAGUGGAUUAUGACUCCCAGUAACUUUCAACUAAAUAUAAGGGUAAAAAUCCAUCUGAACAACACUUAAGAUAUAAAAUCCUUGUAUCCAAGAAAUACUGAACCAAAUACCCCCAUUUCCACUAAAGAUGUCUCAGUAGUAUACUUUUGUAAGAAAGAAAAUAAUGUACAGUCCUACAAGUGAUGUCACAUUCAAAACAUAA